Anthonomus grandis grandis is the source of this 1305-nucleotide messenger RNA. RefSeq names its product serine/arginine-rich splicing factor 7-like. Lineage: Eukaryota; Metazoa; Arthropoda; Insecta; Coleoptera; Curculionidae. The record is from RefSeq and is a predicted model, not a curated record. Gene Ontology annotation, molecular function: RNA binding; zinc ion binding. Bases 218 to 892 code for a protein of 224 amino acids. The transcript is spliced from 4 exons.
UCAUGUCAUCUUGUUUUGCUUCAUUUCACUUCCCAGCGUGUUUUCGAAUAUUUGACCCCGAAUAAAAUCAAUAAGACAAGUAAAAUCGUCGAAAAGGCUUCGUAAUUACAUCCAAUUAAGUCAGAUAAGCCUAUUAUCUAUAAUUACAACCCAGUUUGUGCCGGUUUUUUGUCCCCACCAACAGCGUGCGCCCAGGUCGCUGCUGUAACGCCGUAAAAUGGCAAGUAAAUCGAGAAGCAGAUCUAUUAGCACUGUAAAAAGCAGAUCGAGGAGCCUAAGUUCCUCUUUAAGUCGCUCAAAGUCUCGCUCUAGGAGUGUGAGUGAUGAGAGGGAUGGAUACCGUCUUCACAUAGCCGAUAUCGGAGAUGAUGUAAGAAAAAGCGAUUUGGAUAAAGUAUUCUCACCUUUUGGGGAACUGAAGGAAGUAUGGCUCACCAACAGCACCCCUUGUUUUGGGUUUGUUGUGUUUAAAGAUAAGAAGGAUGCUGCAGUGGCUCUUAAAGCUUGUGAUGGGGCCGAGGUAUGUGGAAAUCGCAUAAGAGUAUCUUAUGCAAGACCAAGGACAAGGGGUCAAGGACGUCGCUUCUUUUCAAACAACAUGAGGUGUUACCAGUGUGGUUAUAAUGGCCACUUUUAUAGGGAUUGCCCCGAAAUUACUGGGGGAAGUGACAACAGAAAAGACCGCUUCGGGAGGGAGCGAAGAGGAGGAGAUUCGAGAAGGGGCGAAAGGGAUCGGGACUUUGGCGGCAGGAGCGGCGGCUAUAAAUCAUCUGCUGGGGGUCAUCGGCGCUCCAGGAGGGGCUCGACCGAUGAAUUCGGCAGGAUCAGGAGACGCAGGGAGGGAAGAGAGGGUAGGGAGGAAGGUGGGAGUAGCAGGAGGCAUCGUUACUAGUUGCCCGGGUAGGUAUUAGGGAUCAUUAGGUUCUAAGUUUUUUUUUUGGUGGUUUUGAGGAAAGAUAUUAAAGGCUCUAAAUAAGUUUUAACUGAAAUUUUAAAUAUGUAACACAUUUUUUUUACAAUACUGCUUUGCACCACAUAUUUUUCCAAUUAAAUUAUUAUCAGGCUCGCAAUCAAGUAUUUUUCCUCAAACAGACCAGUUUCGUAUAAGAAAACUAUAAUCAACAUUUAAGUCGCAAUUUUUUUGGUGGUAUUGUAUAUUUAUGUAAAAAUAUUCUGUGUAUUGUGCACAUUGAGAAAUUUUUUUUUGUUGUUGAAAUAUUUAGUUAUUAGGGAAAGUUUGUCAAGUUAAACGACAAUAUUUAAAAGUGGGACAUUAUAACUGUAUUAAAAGAAUAUGGAUAUCAA